UUCCCAGGCAGGGGAUCUGCUGCAGCCUGGCCCAUGGGAAGUUUCCCUUUACCCUCGCACCUGUGUUCCCCCGCAGGUGGCUUUAAAAAGGAUCGGUUACAGCCUGCUCAGCCUAGCCUAAGGCGUGAGGUGAACAAUCAUGAUGACGAUGGAAAUGAGCUACAGACGACACCAGAGUUCAGAGCACAUGUUGCGAAGAAACUGGGAGCAAUGCUAGACAGUUUCAUCACUGUCUUGAAGGACUCAUCAGGACCUUCACAAACUUUUGUGCAACAGUCUGACUCUGCAGAUGAUGGUUUUCGCCUCUUCUCUUCCUCUGUCCCAGGAGACUCUGGGAAGUUGGAGCCUUGCCUUGCAGCAAGGAGGAGACAGCCAUCUAGCUCCAGUGACACGGACAGUGACCAGGAGUGGCAAAAGUACCAGGAGGCUGCUGUGUCAGCUGCAGACAUUCUGAAGCAAAGUGCUUUUCCUGCACUGUCCCAGGAUUCCAGCCAGGAUCAGAGUCAGGGUUAUGUGGAGCACAGCCAGAAAAAAAAGAAGAAAAAGAAAAUUAGGGGAGAGAACAAUAUUGAAGAGAAUAUAAUAGACCCAGCAGAGCGUGACCAGAGCAGCAAAGAUUUGCCACAGUUGGUGUCUGCAAAUGGAGAGCAUGAGAGACAGGACAGCAGUCAUACAGAGAACUCAAUGUUGCCAGGAGUUGUGAAGAAGAAAAAGAAAAAGAAAAAAAGAGAAUGAAAAUUUUGCUCUGCAAACGGCAGAUGGCGUCUGCACCCAGACUACCAGGUCCCCUCACUGCAGUGAUGGAUACAGAAGACUCUCAUCAUGUGGCCAAAAAGAAGUAACAAUUUAGAGUUAAUGUAAAAACAUUUAAUGUAAGAAACUUUCAUGUGAACAUUAAUGUAAAAAGACAUCUUUAGUUUCUAAAGAUCACCCCCCCCAAUAUUCUUUAACUCUUUAUUGAGAGUAUUUAAAGAAUGGUGAGCUUUUUUGGCAUUGAUCUAUCAAUGUUUUGAUACAAUUUCCAUGUAUUUUAUUUUUUUAUUACAGUUUUCCUAAUUUUCCACACACCCUUGGGUAGACAUGCCAACAAUACUGGCUGGUAAAAGUAAGUGUCAGUUGUAAUUACAGUAUCCAACUAUGACAUAUAGUUUCUGCAUGAUAUGUCCUUAGAAUUCAAGGACUUAGCAGAGAGAGACACAGAUUGUGGGCCUCCUGCAAUAUGUGACAGAGUAACUGUGUUACUUAUUUCUGUCUAUCUUCAGCAUUGUGAUUUCUUUUACCUAAACCAAGAUGGAAAACAUUACCGUUGUUCUUGUUUAAAAGAUUGUCCAAUCUAUGUUCUGUGAAGCGUACAUACCUGUUGAAUGCUUGAGGGGGGAAUGGGGAUACAGACCACUAAGUUUAGACAAAGAACAGCAAUAUUUGUCAAGGGAAACUGUAAAGAACACGGCAACAAAUUAUCUAUCUACAAUGUGUGGUUUCAAGGAUUCCUUAUGUACCCAGAAGUUCUGUUGCUUCUGGCUGCCUUGAAGACCUUCAGCUGCAGAGGCUUUUAAAGCAGCCUGUCUUGAAACCAGUGAACUUUGAAAUCUAUAAAACCGGAAAUGAGCAUCUGUUUAUAUGUUAGGACGUCACUGAACGCUACAACUCAAUGCCGUGUGGAGAAUCCUUAGCUGAUUAUGGAAACUUUUCAAAUACUGAGGAGGAGGUAAAUAUUCUCUGUCACUUUAUCCUGAAGGGCUUUUUCCCUUGGUCUAUUAAAUUGUCCAUUUUAAACUACAGGAGCCUGGACAAUUCACAAAGCGAGAAGUAAACUUCUACAUUGUCAACUUUACAUUCACUGUAACCUGCCAGACUGUGUUAGUAAAUGGUUCAGCAUUCCAUUAAAUAUUUCAGAUUCUUCAAUGCAGGAAAACCAGCAAGCUUCUCAGUGUUUCUUAAAUGUUAUAAAUUGGCAGCAGUCAGACUGAACAUUUGGAAAGCAGAAAGGAGACUCCCUAUUUUAUACCCUGGCACUAAGGAUUGCAAUGUAUUUCUCAGACUAUUACAAGUGCCACAACAUGUAGCUGUGAGGUAAUAUGAAUAGCAGAGAUCAAGGGUGGAAGCUGCAAAGAUUAACCAGAUAGAUUAUAGUUCUAGUAGUAGAGCAAGAGCUAAAUUGUAGAGUGCCAUAAUCCAGACAACAUUCUCCUGUAGCUGAAUUGUACUCGGGGAUUUUGCCUUGAGGGUGAAUAUUUGAAAGAAAAGGUCUUGGUUGUGCUAUGCCCAUUUUCAUCUACUACCAGUGCUUAGUAUAUGUUGAUUUCCUUAAUUGCAACAAUUUGCUGGGCCAUGACUUGAUUCUCAAGUCACCCUGACUAAUGCGAUCUUUGUAGUUGUGAUAGGGGAAACUUGAAGCUUGAAGACACUGAGUGAAACCUGCUUGUUUUUCUCACGUUUGCAGAAUCUGGUUUUGUUUUUUUUUUUUUCCUGCAGAAUUGCUUGGUUUUCUGUAGGCCUAACUAAUAUGGUGGCUGAGACCCCUCAAAUUCAGUGCUUCAUGGACAAGAUGUAAGCAGCUUUACAAUGUUAAACCGGUCAGCUUAAUAGCAGGCUCAGGAACAAUGUUACAUUAACAAAUCAAUUUGAAUGCAGAUUGGAGAAAUAAAUUAACUAGUAAUCACAA
Molecule: messenger RNA, 2665 nt
Organism: Egretta garzetta (little egret)
Lineage: Eukaryota; Metazoa; Chordata; Aves; Pelecaniformes; Ardeidae
Gene: CUNH12orf43
Product: chromosome unknown C12orf43 homolog
Exons: 7
Coding region: 34-735 (233 amino acids)
Biological process (GO): Wnt signaling pathway; negative regulation of Wnt signaling pathway; Spemann organizer formation
Source: RefSeq, a predicted model, not a curated record